Molecule: messenger RNA, 2007 nt
Organism: Mucor velutinosus
Lineage: Eukaryota; Fungi; Mucoromycota; Mucoromycetes; Mucorales; Mucoraceae
Exons: 5
Coding region: 1-2007 (668 amino acids)
Biological process (GO): protein modification process
Cellular component (GO): cytoplasm
Molecular function (GO): biotin--[biotin carboxyl-carrier protein] ligase activity
Source: RefSeq, a predicted model, not a curated record
AUGAACAUCCUAGUUUACAAUGACCUUGGAGCUUCGCCUAAUUCAGUAAAGCACACAUACAACACACUCAAAGCAAUCUUGGGCCAUGUUUAUGACAUUAUACAAAUUGAUCGCACAGUCUUGCAAAACGAACCCUGGGAAGUAGGUUGUGUUAUGCUCGUUAUGCCAGGUGGUCGAGAUAUGCCCUACUGUGAAGCUUUGAAUGAAGAACCAAAUGCCCGUAUCAGAGCAUUUGUGGAGCAAGGUGGUAGGUAUUUAGGCUUAUGUGCUGGUGCCUACUAUGCCUCAGCAAGCAUCGAAUUCGAAAAAGGAAGAGCACUGAUGGAGAUCAUUCAACCAAGAGAACUGGGAUUCUAUCCAGGAUUAUGCCGAGGCACCACCUACCCUGGAUUUGUAUAUAAUAGUGAGAGUGGAGCUAGAUCAGUAGCUGUUGGUUUGGACCGAGAGACAAUGUCGCCACACUACCAUGGAGAAGAUGUACCUCAGGAAAUCAACAUGUAUUAUAACGGAGGAGGUUACUUUGUGCAUCCUGAGCGAUUCGAUAAUGUCACAGUCUUGUGCCGAUACAAAGAACCUAGCAACUUGCCUGAAUCAGAGCAACAACCUGCAGCAAUAGUCCAUUGCAAAGUUGGUCAAGGUCAUGCGCUGCUGAUUGCCACACAUCCCGAGUACGAUAUCUCAUCACAAGACCUCUUACUUGCGGAUGGCAGUGCUGUUAGCCAAACUGUACGAAACAUACUUUGCGAAUUGACAUUGUCUGAAGUAGAGAGAAAACGUUUUCUUCGUGCCUCCUUCGCUUUGAUAGGAUUGAAUGUUGUGCCUGUCGAAAAUACAAUUGUGCAGGAGAACAAGGUGCCCGAGAUGACACCACUAUAUCUCUCAGGCCUGACGAAGGAAUGGAUGUACAAACCAGCAUCGUAUCUGCUGAGAAAGGCCAAUCCCGUAACGCACAUCCUAGAGGACAAUCAUGAUAUAUUCCAUAUUUCUGCUCUGGGCGAUGCUCCUAGUGAGCAAGCUCGUUUGCUAUCACUCUGUCGUAUAAAGGAAGAUAAGCCGCCUGUGGUUGAAUUCGUGUAUCAAAGCACCAUUGAUGCAACAGAGCCUAUAUACCCGUCCAAGUCGUUGACGCCACAUUUUGAUCUAGAGGAUUACUACAAGCAAUUAGUAAGAAAGAGAGGUUUGGAAUGGGGUGGAGGCGGCUGGCUGUUAUUUGGAAACGGUGUGUUGUACGCUGAAGUGAUUGGCAGUACACAGUCCAUUAUAGACAAAAACUUCAAAUUCUCACAAGCAUUACCAAGUGGCUUGGUAUGCUUGGCUACGAAUCAAGUGGCUGGUCGAGGAAGAGGCCGAAAUUCAUGGGUGUCUCAAAUUGGAGCACUGCAAUUCAGUAUGGUGGUUCGACACAAUGUGAAUAUUAGACACGCACCAGUAGUAUUCAUUCAGUAUAUCGUUGCUCUCGCUGUGGUGGAGAGCAUAAGAACCAGACCUGGAUAUGAGGAUAUACCUCUUCGAUUGAAAUGGCCAAACGACAUUUACACAGAGACCAGAUCCGAUGGAUUGAAGAAAGUAGGAGGCUUACUGAUUAACUCGACGUUUGUUGACGAUGAAUUCGUAUUGGUGAUAGGCUGUGGUAUUAAUCUGUCCAAUGCUGAGCCCACUGUCUCCAUCAACGAUAUCAUUAGCGAAUAUAAUCCAUCUGCUUCUCGACUGUCAGCAGAGGAUGUUUUGGCGGGUAUUUUGGUGAAAUUUGAAGUUUACUACAACGAGUUUUGUGAAAAAGGCAUGGGCACUUGGUUCCUUGAUAGAUAUUAUCAACGAUGGCUACACAGUGAUACUGUCGUAACAUUGACAACCCAUAAUAAUGAGCAAGUCAAGAUUGUUGGAAUCACAUCAGAUUUUGGCAUGCUUCAAGUGGAAAGUCUUGAAAAGAAGGGCAAACUAUACGGUCUUUUACCAGAUGGCAAUAGCUUUGACAUGAUGAAGGGCCUUUUGGUCCAAAAGAAAUAA